Molecule: messenger RNA, 3746 nt
Organism: Drosophila willistoni
Lineage: Eukaryota; Metazoa; Arthropoda; Insecta; Diptera; Drosophilidae
Gene: ChAT
Product: choline O-acetyltransferase
Exons: 9
Coding region: 1-2301 (766 amino acids)
Biological process (GO): acetylcholine biosynthetic process; neuromuscular synaptic transmission
Cellular component (GO): neuron projection; cytoplasm
Molecular function (GO): choline O-acetyltransferase activity
Source: RefSeq, a predicted model, not a curated record
AUGGUGUAUGGGGAUGGGAAUGCCAAGAACGAUAUCUUAGGAGAAUCUUUUGAAAAUCAGGAGAAGAACGGUCGCGCGCCUUUGUUUCCUCCUACCCGGAUUUGGGUAUUUGUCUGCAUCGGAACGAACGUGGCGUCCAACGAGGGCAACACCAGCAGCGCCGCGGGCAGUGGCGCGGAGUCAGCCGCACUGUUCUCCAAAUUGCGUAGCUUCUCCAUUGGCAGCGGUCCCAACUCGCCGCAGCGUGUUGUCUCCAAUUUGCGCGGUUUCCUAACACAUCGCCUCAGCAACAUCACACCGAGCGAUACAGGAUGGAGAGACUCAAUAUUAUCCAUACCGAAAAAGUGGCUUUCCACUGCAGAGUCUGUCGACGAAUUUGGAUUCCCUGACACUCUACCAAAGGUACCUGUCCCACCGCUAGAGGAAACAAUGGCCGACUAUGUGCGUGCAGUGGAGCCGAUCACGACACCGGCUCAGCUGGAGCACACCAAGGAGCUGAUCAAACAGUUCACAGCCCCGAAUGGCAUGGGUCCGAGACUUCAUCAAUAUCUGCUGGAGAAGCGCGACGUCGAGGAUAAUUGGGCCUACUAUUACUGGCUUAAUGAAAUGUACAUGGACGUCCGCAUACCAUUGCCCAUCAACUCGAAUCCUGGAAUGGUGAUGCCGCCGCGACGCUUUAAGACCGUACACGAUGUGGCCCACUUUGCAGCUCAAUUGCUCGACCUUCUGCUGGCCCAUAAGGAAAUGCUAGACAAUGGUGAACUGCCAUUGGAGCGGGCCGCCUCGCGUGAGAAGAACCAACCUCUGUGCAUGGCGCAAUAUUAUCGUUUGCUCGGCUCGUGUCGUCGUCCGGGCAUUGAGCGAGAUUCCCAGUUCUUGCCAUCUCGAGAGCGACUCAGCGAUGAGGAUCGUCAUGUGGUGGUCAUUUGCCGCAAUCAGAUGUACUGUGUCGUGUUGCAGGCCAGCGAUAGAGGCACUUUAAGCCAGAGUGAGAUUGCCUCCCAGAUACUCUACGUUCUGAGCGAUGCUCCAUGUUUGCCGGGCAAACCGGCUCCAAUCGGGCUGUUAACUGCCGAGCCGAGAUCCAUUUGGGCCAAAGAUCGCGAAGCUCUCCAACUGGACGAACGCAAUCAGCGUAAUCUGGAGCUUAUUGAGACAGCUCUGGUCGUUCUCUGUCUGGAUGAACCUUUGGGCAAACAUUUCAAUGCACGCGGUUUCACUGGCGCCUCCCCCACAAUUCACAAGGUUGGCGAGCGCGACGAUACCAAUAUGGCCCACGAGAUGAUCCAUGGCGGCGGCAGUGAGUACAAUUCGGGAAAUCGUUGGUUCGACAAGACCAUGCAGCUUAUCAUCUGUACCGACGGCACUUGGGGACUCUGCUACGAGCACUCGACAUCAGAGGGCAUAGCUGUUGUCCAGUUGCUGGAAAAGAUUCUGAAAAAAAUAGACGAACAGCCAGAUGAGGAGGUUGGCUUGCCCCAACACCAUUUGCCACCGCCAGAGCGUUUGGAGUGGCAUGUCAGCCAGCAACUGAAGCAGAGAUUCGGCCAAGCGUCCAAGAGUGUUGACAAGGCCAUUGAUGAUCUCGAUUUCUAUGUCUAUUGUUAUCAGGGGUAUGGUAAAAACUUCAUCAAGUCCAGCCAGGUCAGUCCGGAUGUCUAUAUACAACUGGCUCUACAACUGGCCCACUAUAAGCUCUAUGGCCAUCUUGUGGCCACCUAUGAGAGUGCUUCCACCCGACGCUUCCUGCAUGGACGUGUGGACUGCAUCAGGGCGGCCAGCAUGGAGGCCUUGGAAUGGUCCAAAGCCAUGUGCCAGGGUGAAGGGGCCAAUGUGACCCUUGAGAGCGAUCGAGAGGAUGAUUACGAAGAGUCACGAAAGGUCAAGUUUAGCAUUUACAGCAAGGAUCAUCUGCGGGAGCUGUUCCGCUGCGCUGUGGCCCGCCAAACGGAGGUCAUGGUGAAGAACAUAUUGGGCAAUGGCAUCGAUAUACCUUUGCUCGGAUUGCGUGAGGCUAGCCUGGAGGUCAAUGGCGAGAUGCACGAACUGUUCACCGAUGAGACAUAUAAGAUAUCGCAAUGCUUCUUACUUUCCACGAGUCAGGUCGCCUGCACCACAAACAGCUUCAUGGGCUAUGGCCCUGUGACGCCUCGUGGAUAUGGCUGCUCCUACAAUCCCCAACCCGAGCGGAUUAUCUUCUGCGUGUCGGCGUUCUACAAUUGCGAGGAUACGAGUGCCUCUCGCUUUGCCAAAUCCCUGCAGAACUCGCUCGACAUUAUGCGUGAUCUUCUGCAGAACUAAAAGAAAACAAUUUGAGCCACAAGCUCAACGACAAACAUAUCAAUAAAUGUACCUUAACUCUACUACUUACCAGAAGAAAAAAAACUCCAAGAAACAAGAAACUAAAUGUAACUUUGUGGUUUAUUGUCGUCCACAUGAGUCGGACAUUUCCUUUUGAUGACCAACCACCAAGUAUUUAAGUAGAAGUCUCCCAAAAUCAAACAGAAACUAACUAAAAACAUACACAAAACCAAAUGUCAAUCAUGGACACAUUAAGAUGAAAUGCUACUUAAUUAUAUUCACAAAUAUGUAUGUAUGUUUGUAUGCAAAUCGUUUGCUUUACCUGUUUACCGUUAUUCAAAUCGACUUGUAGAGGAAUUAGCAAAAGAAAUCUAGUCAAUUAAAUGUUUUUAGAGUAAUUUUAUGCGUAUUGCAAUUGUUAGUGAGUGUUAAUCUGUUGACUAUACGAUAUAUGAUUUGAACUAUCGGUUAAAAGCUACAAUUUCCCCCAAUUACCUAGUAACUGUGUAGUACUUAUAAUUAUUAGCUGAGCUUACUAACCAUAGUUUUGCGGACACUGAUGUGACGCUGCCCAAAAGUAUGCUAAUAUUCUGACAACAAAAAAAUAUACGCUUGUUAAAAUCGAAAACUUUCAAAGAUUUUGUUAAUCGUUUUACUUAAGUGUUAUUAGAGUUAAAUUACAAUACAUACACACACAUACACACAAGCAAACAUGAAUUAAUCUAUAAAUCUGUUGAAAAUACCUUGAAAAUUUUAUGGGAAUUUAGUGAGCAGAAUUUGUGACCUAGACUAAAGAUUCGACCAGAGUACUUUAGGUGCUGCCCACUGACAUCAAGCAGAAAGAUUUUUUUGGAUGAAUAUAUUCAUAACUAUAUAAUACCCAUGCAUAUAGACUUGAGACGUAACAAUACAUAUCAAUAAAUUUAUACAAUACUGUUUAAUUAACCAUACCAGAAAACCAACAAAAAAAUGUUGGGGAAUUAAAAGCAAAGUAUAGACAAACCACAAAAAAUGAAGGUAAAUGUUAACCUGUAGAAAGGAAAAAUUUAUAUGUAUGUUUGUUUGUUUAAAAUGUUAGCGAAAUGAGUGUUUUGUAGUGACUAUAAAAAGGUAAAAAAUAAAAAAUAUAUAUAUACGUACGUUAUUUACAAGAAAGUAUAUACACAUACAUAUGGAAAUGUUAAUGUAACAAAUAUGUAACUAGUUGCUGUGUUCAUUGUUGCUCUAAAAUUCAAAAUAUAUAUUAUAUAUGUAUGUAUGUAUGUAUCAUUAUAUGUUUGCAAACUGUUAACUGAACUAAACUAUUGCUAUGGAUUAAUCAAUUCUAUAAUUAACCAAUUAUGUUUGUUGACUAUCGUUAAGUUUGCUAAAUAUUUGUUUCAAGUGUAUGCAAAAAAAGAAAAUAAUCACAAAGCUAAAUAAAUGCAUUAUACAUAAAACAGCAA